AUGCGAUUGUCGUUGAUCGCUUGUGUUGGACUCAUUAUCCUAUCAUCUUCUAUUGCUUCCGCACAGGAAACUUCAGCGGAACCAACCGACGAAAAUACAACUGAAAAUGCGGAAUUAUCACCAUCAUCAUCAUCGGAAUGUCAUGCUAACGAAAUCUUCAAUGGUAAAACAUGCAAAUGCGCUCCUGGGUAUUUUAUGAAAUCAGAUAAAGAAUCAAAGUUGCGAUGUGAAGAUGAAUGUGAAGAAGUUUACUUCACGUUUUUCACGUACGGUGCAUGCGUGAAUGAUAUUUACGGACGUUUACCAAAGAAUGCACAAUCACAGUGUAAUUUACGAUGUGGCAUGAGAAUUCGUACUUUGGCAUCCAUUGGUAUCUUUUUGACAUUUGCUGCAGCACUUGCAACUCUUAUCUUUACCUUACCUCUUUGUGUCACCACCUGUUUGUCAUGUUUAAAUGCGCGAAAGGCUAAUAAAACAGCAAAACGAGUUUUUAUUGAGGCUCAAAAUCAGCCAUACAAGGAGCAACAACUUCAAACUCUUCCAUAUAAUCCAUAUGCUUAUUGGCCAUAUUAUGGACGAGCAUGA
Messenger RNA from Brugia malayi, 585 nucleotides. RefSeq lists its product as uncharacterized. The record is from RefSeq and is a predicted model, not a curated record. The coding region runs from base 1 to 585 and encodes 194 amino acids. The transcript has 4 exons. Lineage: Eukaryota; Metazoa; Nematoda; Chromadorea; Rhabditida; Onchocercidae.